Molecule: messenger RNA, 7050 nt
Organism: Eufriesea mexicana
Lineage: Eukaryota; Metazoa; Arthropoda; Insecta; Hymenoptera; Apidae
Gene: Pi3K21B
Product: phosphatidylinositol 3-kinase regulatory subunit alpha
Exons: 14
Coding region: 1590-5417 (1275 amino acids)
Biological process (GO): insulin receptor signaling pathway; phosphatidylinositol phosphate biosynthetic process
Cellular component (GO): phosphatidylinositol 3-kinase complex
Molecular function (GO): protein binding; 1-phosphatidylinositol-3-kinase regulator activity
Source: RefSeq, a predicted model, not a curated record
AUCGAUUCGAGAAACCUAUUCCGAUCGCUCGUCACGGAACAGUCUACCAAGGAGAAAAGCAUAUAUGCGCGACGAGAAAAGAAACGAGGUAAUAAGAUCGUCCAUGACGAACUGCUUUACCGACGGAUUCGUUGACUCGCUGUUGGUAAGGUGCCUCCGCAGUGAUCUAUCGACGAGGAAGAACUCGAGGAGGUAGACCGAGGAGACGCAGCAGUCGCGGAUUACUGGUGGUCGUGAUAAGGGCAAGCGCGGAUGUGUUCCGUUUCGUGAUCGAUGAUCUUUGCGCGGAUCGUUUGAAUCGACGUCUACCUUAGCUCGUUACGCGAGGAACCGAGGACACGGAAACGUUCUCGAGCAGUUUUAUCGCCCGAUCGGCCACGGAUAGUGAGGAUUCUGAAAAAAGAAGUCGGCCGAUUCUCGUGCAACGUUAACGAGUGGUGACUCUCGGUGAACCCGUGAGAUUAGGCGAGCACGUUUCUACCGCGUACGAUCUUUCUCCUCCGUUAGUCCGUGCCCGUCGCAACUCGAGAACUACUUCGUAACUAUAUCUAACCCGUGUUGAAUUAACGCGUGCUAUCAAGACGGCGGAGACAGGGAGCCGGUUGUUUUACCGUAAUUAACGACGGUGAAGGUUACGAAGAUCCGGAGCACGUCCUUUUUUCACGCUCUCUAUCUCGCUUGCCUACACACCGGAGAGAGAUUCCUUCUUAAAAGGCACGAUCAAUUUUCCAUGGGGGAAUAGAGGUUAAAAGAAGCGGCAGGAAAGGAGCAACAAAGGAGGAUAAACGUUGUUAACGGACACGUUUGCUCGGCUAGGCACAUACACACACACACACACACACGAUAUCGACGUAUUCGGUGAUAAGCUAGCUAACUAUCGAAUACCAAACGACACGUUUCUCCGCGGCUGAUUGGCAAUUAACAAUGCGGUGAUUGGACGGAGCCGGUUUCGAGCGACGACUAGAGAAGCCCCUCGAAUGGAACAGAGAAAAUCGAAGAUCGCGUGUCGUCGUUGGCCGUGAGAAAAAUAGAGAAAUAAACGCGGAUCAACGAAACGCGACCUACUCUACGCGCCUGUCCAACGAAUCUCGAAAUUACUCCUGCGUACGCUUUUCGGGGAAGGAAAAAGCAGGGAAGAAAGAUAGAAGAAGAGCAAAGAAGAAAAGAAAAGAAGAAGAAAAAAGAGUGGGAAACGCGAUUGGACGACGGGAAGGUUCGCGGCGACAUGCGAGUGACCUUGCAACGCGACUUGACCGAAGCGAUCACGUUUUUAACACGCGAGAGUGCGAGAGUGGCGAGAACGCACUGGCCGGAGGACAGAAAGCAGGAGAGGAGAAGUAAGUAGAAUAAGUAGAAUUAGUGGCGACUGGGGUAUCGCGAGUGUGCGCCGCGUGUCCCGCAAGGCGGAACCGAGGGAACCUCGGCAGACGAGGCGAGAGACGACGACGAUGACGGGUGGCGACUCGCGACGAUCGAGGGAGGCUGAGGACUCGCCGGAAAGCAGCAACACGAACUUAACAGCCUCCGUGGAAGCGUUUAAUAAAACCUAGUCGUGGCUGGAGCUUUAAUGUUCGUGAUCGGCCUCAGCGAUGAAGCGGGCGUCGAGUGCAUCCGCCGCAGCUGCUGCUGCGACCGCUGCCUCGCAGGUGCAACCUGCGGUCAGCUUACACGGCAGGAUACACGAUCUCUUUAGCCCGAUAACGGCGGCGGGCUGCGCGGACAAGGAGGAAUACGAGAAGCUCGCCGAAACGAAAUCCAGGACAGACACGACCAAAGUAUUGCCCAAGGGAAACCCGAACGAUGACACUAAGGCUAAGUCCACGGCCAUGUCGCGGCUCUUAGCCGUCGAUUCUGACAAUUACAUGCUCCGCAAGGGCUCCAGCUCGGCCAAUGGCGCCGUCGCCUCGACGUCCGCCGUCUCCGCGACGAUCGUGCCGUCAGCGUCGAUACCGAACGCCAGCAGCACCGCGUCGAUAGCCCCGAAUCUGCAGCUGCACCCUAGACAGAUACCACCGGCGCGUAAUUUUCACGCCAACCUGCUCGCCGUCACCAGCAAUGGAACCUACAACGACCAUCAAACCACCGUCUCGAUCACCAACAACGCCACGAGUCCCGCAAGCUCGAUGAAAACUCUGCCUGCCAAUGAGCAUCCUUUGCUACCCCCGGAACCGGUCAGACCUAAAGGCAGUAUCGCGUUGUCCUUGCUCAAACGAUACUCCAACUCUGUCAAUCAGCAACAAAUUCACACGGUCAAUAACGUUGCUUCCUCCUCCUCAUCUUUCUGCUCUGUCAACUCCGCCAACUGCGCGAAUUUUCCCAACGCUCCGAUCAUUCGGAGGCAACAAUUCUCCAAGUCAUCGUGGGCCGCCCUUCUGGACCAGUUCCAAUCGGAUCUAGCGUUGAGAAACGCUCCAAGGGAAUUGCUGGUAAACGCGGAGGAGUUCUCGCGUCUCUGGCCAAGUGGGCUUUUCCCAUGCGCGAGAACGGUGUCGUUUCAUCAGUAUCUGUGCUCGUGCAACGAUUUUCCUCGGCAACGGAACGCCGGCGAUCCGUCGACGAACGGUAACGCUUACGAUGUAGCGUCAGAGGAGGGCAUCUAUUCGAAUUCAGUCGGUCACGAGGGCUUCGGUGGUGAUAGCGGGCAGCGUGCCCUUGACAAGGGCAUUGGAACCGGCCGCGAACCGGCUGAUACGCGUAAUCUAUGCUGCUGCAUGUGCGGUUCUCUAUGUCCUCCAGAGUGCCAUGCGUGCUUCCACGUGGUCUGCUCGGAGUACAGCGGGCAGCACCUCUGCCAAUGGAGUAGCAAGGGUCACGCGCUACCGGGCCAGUUUCUCGACAAGGACAAGCCCGUGAGCGAGUGGACGUCCCUAAACGUCGUCGAAUGGAUGGCUGCCCUAAAUCUCUAUCGCUAUGCGGACGUUUUCAAGUCUAAGGAUAUCAAGGGGAGCGAUCUUCCUUUCCUGGACCGGGAUAAGCUGAUGAAUAUGGGCAUCAAGGAUGACUUCCAUCAGAAGACCAUUCUGGCCUGCAUCGAGGAGCUCUGUCAUGCUCCGGCUGCGAGCGCCACGUUGUCGGAGGCGGCCACCAUGGCCACGUCGAACGCGUCCUCCGGUGGCGUGGUCAGCGACGCGAUGGCCGGUGGUAGCGGUUCCGCAGCCACCGGUAAUUCGCCGCACACCCUCAUGCCACAGAGCUUCAGCGUGAUGGAGAAGUGCGAUAAGUGCCAUAAAUACCUCAGGGGCCUCCUGCACCAAGGCUUUCUCUGUCUGGAUUGCGGUCUGGUAGCUCAUAGGACGUGUACAGCGACGGGUUUACCCUCCAACUGCAUGCCAGUCGACUCGGAAAAUCGUGCCCAUAGAUUUACUCCAGUAUUCGGUCUUGGCCUGUGCUCGCAAUUCGAUAUCUCCUCGCGUUCAGCUCCGCUGUUGGUGGAAAGAUGCACCAGUGCCUUGGAGGAGAAGGCAUUCGAGGAUAGCACGCUGGAUCUGUACAAAGUCUACCACAGUAGCCCUCCCAACGAGCAAAUCGUGGAAUUGAGGCAAAAGUUGAACGAAGAUGUAUGUAACGCUGAUUUAAGUUCGUAUAGUGCUCAGUGUGUAGCGAGCGUGUUGAAAAAGUUUCUGCGAGAGUUGCCGGACCCUGUGAUUCCUGUACAGUUUUACGACAGAUUUAUAGAAGCAUCCAAUACGAAAAGCGACGAACAGUGUGCAGCACGCCUGGGACAGCUCAUUUCGGAACUUCCGGAACAUCACCGUAGUACCCUGUUUCACUUGAUGGCUCAUUUUUGUCGAAUCUGUCAAUUACAACACGGUAGAGGUUACACGGAACCUCCCACGAUCCUUAUACAAGUGCUGUGUCAUAUUUUCGUCAGGCCUCCUUGGGAGCGGAUCGUACAAAUUGUUCACAAUAUCGAGGCCCAUAUACGAAUAGUGGAGGUACUGUUGUUGCAUGGCGAUUGGAACGAGAGAUUGCCGCAAUUCGCGAGUCCUCCGCAGCUACCACCGCGAAAAGUUUCGAGGCCGCAGUUUCCAGUUUUAGAUCCGUUCUCCGUUCUCGAUGAGGAUAGUUCUAUGGACCGAACGGUGUCAGUCUCGGAGAGCAAGGAGUCUCAGCAACAACCCCACAGGCCACGCACGCUUCAGGAGGCCGAAUGGUAUUGGGGAGACAUCACCAGGGACGAUGUGAACGAGAAGAUGAUCGAUUCGCCGGAUGGAACCUUCUUGGUACGCGACGCGUCUUCGAAAGGCGGGGAGUAUACACUGACAUUGCGUAAAGGUGGGACCAACAAGCUUAUCAAGAUUUGUCAACGGAACGGGAAAUACGGCUUCUCGGAACCGUAUAACUUUCAUUCGGUUAUCGAACUGGUGGAUCACUACAGGAAUUGUUCUUUGGCACAGUAUAAUUCGACGCUCGAUAUUAAAUUGUUGUAUCCCGUAUCUCGGUUUCAACAGGACGAUGAAAUUGCAAGUACAACGGAUAUGGCGAAUGUUGCUCAGAAAUAUGUCGAACUUGACAAGGAGAUAACCGUUGCGUUGAAAGAGUAUAAGGAACUCACGGAACUGUACAAUAGAACGUCUUUCGAGGUACAGCUGAAACGGCAGGCGUUAGAGGCUUUUUCGGAGGCUAUCAAAAUGUUCGAGGAUCAAAUGAAAUUGCAAGAGAAAUUUCAUAAGGAAGCUCAACCGCAUGAAAUAUCGACGCUAACCGAUAAUGCCGAGUUGUUGAAACAAAGACUGAAAUCCUUAGAAGAUAGCAGGGUACAAUUGGAUUGUAGCUUGAAGGAACAGAUUGCUUAUAACAGAACUCUUGAGAGAGAAAUGCACAGAUUGAAACCUGAACUCUUGCAACUCGUACGUCAAAGGGAUAAGCACCUCAUAUGGUUGAAAAAGAACGGUAUGAAACAAGAUAAAAUAAGCCAACUCAUAAUGAAUCAUUCGCUAUCGAAUCCUUUAUUGGGCGAUCUAACUUAUGGAAAUCUUCAAGAAGUAGAUCUUGAAGUUCAUUUCGACGAGACUACGUGGCUUUAUCUCGAAUGUUCUCGUUCCAAUGCCGAUCGAAUUCUUGCCGAUAAGCCAGAUGGUACUUUCCUUAUUCGAACAUCGAGAACUGGGCAAUAUGCACUUUCCAUCAUGUGUAAUGGUACCGUGAAUCACUGCAUAAUAUACGGUACCGAACGUGGUUUUGGAUUCGCUGAACCCUACAACAUCCACGAGAGUUUGAAACAUUUGGUGCUACAUUACGCUCAGAAUUCUUUAGAGGAACACAACGAGAGUCUCAACACGACUCUAGCUUAUCCGGUUUUCGCCUCGCCCGCAGCGUUAUCACAGUUACAGGCUCAACAGAUGCAGUUGCACAUGCAGAAUCAAUUACAGCUAACACGUCCUCUCGAAAAUCAGCAUUACAUGACGCACACGUAAUGUUCGUGUGCCGAUCAGUGGAGUUACAAAGAUAUUAAGUGUGCGUAAAGUUUCUCGGUUAUCACCGAGAUUUGAUCUAUAGAUCGACAAUGCGAUAACGGCGACAAAUGAUUUUUCAAGCAGAGUUCUGCGAAAUUUCUAUUCGUUUUAAUCGAUACGGUGGUACUGUCCGUAGAGAAACUACUAACACGCGAAAAUUGAUGGUUCCAUUUUUAUAGGCGGGGAAGUAAACGCUUCCUGAAACGAAGUACAGUGGUAUUAAUAACGAAGAGAGAGAAACAUUGGUAGCGGUAGUAAUCCUCAGAAGCUAUAGUUUAUAAGGUAAUUAUGUACGUAUGUUACCGUGGCGCAGUAAAUAAUUGUUUCGGUCGACAAGACCAGUGAUACAUACACACGUACAAUACACACAGACACAGACACACACACACCGCGUAGAAUUUACAGUUACUCUUUUGGGAUCAGCAGACCUUGUCGAUAGGUCUUGUCGACGAUCAGCAUAAAAAUUAACUUUGGCACGAGUGUGCGAGACCCUGAGAACGGAAAUGAUUUUUUUUUUUUUUUUAUUAUCAGUUUAUUCUUUCGAGGUAGGAAGAAUCGUUUGGGUGUCGGAAGGUGUUACGUUACUUAUUCGAUCGAAUACGUCAGAGUAACAGAGGCAUAUAUCUAGUCUUACAGGCAAUUUGAAGAAACGAAUACGGUAGAACAGAACGAAAUAUAUAAGUCUGACUACGCUCAAACUACUCGCAGUUUCGAUUGGUAAUCAGGGUAGUUGCAUUUCGUAAAAAAAAUUUGAUACUAAUCUAACGACUAAGAUCGAUGGACGCAUCCGUGCCCCUCGGGCUGAACGGAUAAACACAUUUCGUAGACCGCUGUACUUCUGACUUCUUCGAUAUUUUUUUUUUUUUUUGUGAAUAUUUCCCAAACUUCCGUUUUUGUAACGCGCGGCACACGAUACGUGCGGGGGCUACGUUUACGUCGAACGCGACCGACGAGGCGUGAGAUCUUCAAUAGUGAUAUUAGAAUAUAUAAUUAGACGCAUCGCAACAUAUACUUGAGCCUUUUGGAUGCUUACGGAAAGUUUUUCGUAGUGAUUUACAAUAAUGUUAAAGUAGCAUUUAAUACCCGUUGUACGAUUCGACGACGACGAUCAAAAUGCUACUUCCGUUCGACCGUCGAUCUAAACGUGCCCGCCGCGUUACAUUCGAGCUUCAUUACAACGAAAACAAAAUUUACACGGAUGCGCGGGAGCUUUUUUAUAUACGAUAGAUUUCAAGUGCUGUGCCAGAUCUGUGUAGGCUACUGCGCGUGUUAAAGCACGUGUGCGUGUGCUGAGAGAGAAAGAGAGGGAGAGAGUGUGUGAAAGAGAGCGAGUGAGAGCGCGAAAGAGAGAUAGGGAGAGAGGGAGAUCAUUUUUCGAGAAGUUAAACAUAUUGUCUGUGAUUUCGGAUUGCCGAGAAAGAAGAUAUAUAUAUAUAUAUACACAUAUAUAUACAUACCAUGUAUAUGUAUAUACAUAUAUAUACACAUUAUCGUGUCUAUUAUUUUCCAACCGCUUUUUACGAUUCGCUUUUCUUCUACUAAUAGCUUGUACUACUACUACUACUACUACUUCUACGCUACUACUAUCUCCACU